Paramecium pentaurelia is the source of this 989-nucleotide messenger RNA. The record is from the annotation of a GenBank genome assembly. NCBI's taxonomy places the organism in Eukaryota, Ciliophora, Oligohymenophorea, Peniculida, Parameciidae.
AUGAUUUAAAAUUAUGGGUUUAUUUAAAACCUAUUAGAAUUCAACAAUCCUAUUCUUUAUCAAUAAGCAAUUACCUUUAAAUCUUAUUAAUAAGAAAUUAUGGCUAAAAAUAGAGCUUUUUCAAUUAAACAAGAAUGCAAUGAAAAUCUUUUUGAAUUUGGACAAUAGUUGAUUGACUUUUAUUACUAUGAAUUCUUUGUAAAUGAAAAGUAAAUAUUAUUUGAUUGUGUAGUUUACCAAAUAAAGAACAUAAAUACUUUUCUUCUUUUUCCAAAAUUCAUUAAUUAAGGUAAGAGUUAUUAAAUGAUAAAAAUUUGGCUUAGAUUGCUAUAAAUUUGGGGUUGAGAGAAAAAAUAAAAGUUUCGAUUAAUAACAAUUAAAAUUCAAUGUAAUUCAUUAAAUAAUAUAAAGAAACAAUCAAAAAAUUUAGGCUUAAGCUUUUAAAGCAAUUAUUGGGGCACAAUACUUUGACAAAAAUAAAGAUUUGAAUAAAUUAAAGAAUUCAAUUUAUUCUCUAUAUAAAGAAAUGAUAAACAGUUAAUGUGUAAACAAUUAGAAUAAUUAUAUAGAAUUAAAAUUUUCCAACUUAAAUUAUAUAAUCUAAUCCAAAAGGAGAUUUUUAAGAAUAUUUAUCAUAAAACCCUGAGUUAAAAUAUUAGGUAAUUUAUGAAACAGAGAAGAACAUUUUGAUUGAUCAACCAAAUACAAUUCACAAAUUUCAACUCUAAUUUACAAAUAUGUUAUAACCUAUAAUCAAAUAGGGCGAGCAAAAGAAAGAAGUUGAAAAAUAGUUAUAUCUAGAUGCCAUUAAAUAAAUUAAAAACUAGAACAAAUAAUUCAUAAAUGAAACCUAAGGUAUAAAUAACUCAAAACUGCCAGGAUAAAUACGGAAUAAUUUAUAGUUUGAUACAUAAUUAUAAGAAAUAGAUUCAAUUCUAAUGUAAAUUUCAAAUUAAAAUUUCCAAAAUCAAAAAGCCAGAUAAACUUGA